This is a messenger RNA of Fusarium keratoplasticum, 1050 nucleotides long. RefSeq lists its product as uncharacterized. Bases 1 to 1050 code for a protein of 349 amino acids. NCBI's taxonomy places the organism in Eukaryota, Fungi, Ascomycota, Sordariomycetes, Hypocreales, Nectriaceae. The record is from RefSeq and is a predicted model, not a curated record. Gene Ontology annotation, molecular function: oxidoreductase activity, acting on the CH-CH group of donors, NAD or NADP as acceptor. The transcript has 4 exons.
AUGGCUCGCGAUAACCUCUCCGUCCUGCUCGCUGAGCGUCCCACCACAGACAUCAUCCCCGGCCAGACAUUCUCCCAACAGACUGCCCCCGCUCCUACGCCGUCCGACCUCAAGGAUGGACAGAUCCUCGUCGAGACUCUCUACCUCUCGCUAGACCCUGCCAUGCGAGGAUGGCUGCGAGAUGCUCGAUCCUAUCUUCCUCCCGUUCAGAUCGGUGAGACAAUGCGAGGUGCCUGCGCUUGCCGCGUUCUCGCCUCCAAGAGCAAGCUCGCUAAGGAGGGUGAUAUCGUUGCUGGCUACCCGGGAUGGACAGAGAUCGCCAUCCUCCCCGAAGGCCGCUUUGAGCCCCAAGCCAACUUCCCCGGCGUCCAAGAGCCUCAUGAUAUGCUCUCAGCUCUGGGCGCUACCAGUCUGACAGCCUGGGUUGGCAUGACCCAGAUCGGUGACCCCAAGCCUGGUGAGCUUGUUGUUGUGUCUGGAGCUGCUGGCGCUACUGGUAGCGUUGCUGGUCAGAUUGCAAAGAUCAAGGGCGCUAGAGUUGUGGGUAUCUGCGGAAGCGACGACAAGUGUCGAUGGCUCACUGAGGAGUUGGGUUUCGACGUGGCUCUCAACUACAAGGCCGAGGACUUUAAGAAGAGGUUCAAUGAGGCGACCAAGGAUUACAUUGACGUCUACUACGAUAAUGUCGGCGGCGACAUCCUCGACAUGUGUCUCAUGCGAGCCAAGGAGCACGCCCGUUUCGUCGAGUGCGGCAUAGUCAGCCAGUACAACGCCGCCAAGCCCCAAGGACCCCGAGCCUUCUCGCAGAUCAUCACCAUGCGCAUCAAGAUGCAAGGCUUCAUCGUUCUAGACCACGUCAAGGACUACCCCCGCGCGCGGGCUGAGCUAGCAGGCUGGAUCGCAGAGGGCAAGCUCAAGAAGACCGAGACCAUCGUCAAGGGUGGACUCAAGGUUGCCGAGCAAGCCUUGGUGGAUCUUUACAAGGGGAUUAACACGGGCAAGAUGAUUGUCGAGAUUAAGAACCCGAAUGAGAGCCCUUCGAAGCUGUAA